GCCGGGCGGGACCACCGGCGGCGUCACACCCGGAAGCCGGGGGCCGGAAGUGGGGCUGCACAGGUUGUCCCCAGGGGUGGGGAAGCGGAGGCCCAGGAGGAGGGGAAAAGAGGUGGAGGGUCCUGGCUGCCACUCUGAGUCCGAUACCGAUCUUCUUAGGUCCCGGAGACGCGGAGCAAGGGAAGGGUGUCUCCCCCUCCUCCCCUCAGCCUGAGCCAUGGCCGAGGCGGGGCCCGGGCUGAGUGAGACCGUCACUGAGACAACGGUUACCGUGACAACCGAGCCCGAGAACCGGAGCCUGACCAUCAAACUGCGGAAACGGAAGCCAGAGAAAAAGGUGGAAUGGACGAGUGACACUGUGGACAACGAACACAUGGGGCGCCGCUCAUCAAAAUGCUGCUGUAUUUAUGAGAAACCUCGGGCCUUUGGUGAGAGCUCUACGGAGAGUGAUGAGGAGGAAGAGGAAGGCUGUGGUCACACACACUGUGUACGGGGCCACCGCAAAGGACGGCGCCGUGGAACCCCCGGACCGAGCCCCACCACCCCGUCCCAGCCCCCUGACCCAUCUCAGCCCCCUCCAGGGCCAAUGCAGCACUAAAUUCCUCUCUCCCUCACCACUUCUGUGUCUGUCUGGCCCUGACUAUAUUCAUGUUGCUACUUGGGGACUACGCCCAUGGUUUGAUCAUUCUCCAGUCCCCACCCACCUCUCUGUCUGAAAGAGGGAAGGAGAGGAGUGUGGACAGAGAUCCUGGAAUUCUGAUUUGCUGCUAUCCUAGAACCCAGGCUUCUGGGUUGAAGUACCCAUCCUCUUCCCGCCAGGGAUCUAGGCAUCUUGGUCCCAGUCUCUUCCCUUUGCUCCCACUGCCACAUCACCUGCCCUGGGACCCAGCUCUCUCGGCUCCCUGCACUCUGCUUGAGUCCCAAAUGCUUAGAUUGGAUUUCCAACAGCCCCGCUUUCACUGCCAGGGUCCCGGUCAGGUUCCAGGCAGUCCUGCCCCAGCCACGCUUGUCCUGGCUUAGAGCUCUUCCACUAAUGUAUUUGUAUUUAUAUAGUCCGAGCGCCUGGUCCUUGCUGUGGUGUGAGGGGUCAUGGGGAGCUCCCAGCCCUUCUGCUCCACUCCUGCCCUCAGGAGGAGUUGGGGGAGAGAAAGGUCUUUGUCAUUCUCACCUUUAAUGGAAAAUGAGAAAAGAAGCAGUCAUGUCCUCUUUCCUCACCCUUCACCUGUGACCUAGGGUUUCUGACAAAGCUGGCUUUGGGAGUGGUCACUUAGGGCCAACUGUCUCUUCAGUUUGGUCUUCCAGCUUCAGAGACAGGUCCAACAUCGUCGCAGGGAGAGGAAGGAAAAGAGCAGAGACGAGGGUAUGUCCCCUGCACUCCACUCUCACCCCUUCCUGCCUGGCUCUGAUGUCUGCCAGUCCAGGCGUCCAGUUCCCUGGCCCUCCUUGGGAUCUGAAUGUCAUUGCCCAUGCCUCUGGCCACGCACACAUGCAGAGAUAAUCAGAUCCACACCACCACAGAGAUCUCAUUUAUUGACACAGGUGCACAAAAUAAAUAACCCAACAUCA
This is a messenger RNA of Myotis davidii, 1566 nucleotides long. It is a transcript of the gene PPP1R11, whose product is annotated as protein phosphatase 1 regulatory inhibitor subunit 11. Gene Ontology annotation, cellular component: nucleus. The transcript has 3 exons. Gene Ontology annotation, molecular function: protein serine/threonine phosphatase inhibitor activity; protein phosphatase 1 binding. The record is from RefSeq and is a predicted model, not a curated record. The coding region runs from base 218 to 598 and encodes 126 amino acids. NCBI's taxonomy places the organism in Eukaryota, Metazoa, Chordata, Mammalia, Chiroptera, Vespertilionidae.